This is a messenger RNA of Beta vulgaris subsp. vulgaris (sugar beet), 4548 nucleotides long. Its product is annotated as pentatricopeptide repeat-containing protein At1g63080, mitochondrial. Gene Ontology annotation, molecular function: protein binding. The transcript has 7 exons. Lineage: Eukaryota; Viridiplantae; Streptophyta; Magnoliopsida; Caryophyllales; Amaranthaceae. The record is from RefSeq and is a predicted model, not a curated record. The coding region runs from base 77 to 3283 and encodes 1068 amino acids.
CAGUUAUGAAUUUUUGUUGCAGAGCUCAAAACUCAAAACUCAAAACUCAACACUCAACACUCAACACUCUACAGUUAUGAAUUUUUGUUGCAGAGCUGCUUCUUCCUUUGCAAUCUUUCAUGGCGGAAAAGGUACUUUCUUUUCCCCUUUUCAAUUUCCUUUUCGAAAUUACUCUCAUUUCUCCAAUGCACGAGAUGCUGUUAUUGAAGAUCGUCAGUUGUUUCUCAAAUCAGUUAGAGAGCAUUGUAAAUUAGGGUUUUCAAAUCUCAAUUAUCCUCUUUCUCUCUUCCAUCAAUUGAUCUCUUUGCGUCCCCUUCCUUCUAUCAUUGUUUUCACUCAACUGUUUACUGCUAUGUCUAAAUUGAAACGCCUUCAACCUCACUCCAUCCUCAUCUCUCUUCUCAGAGAGCUAGAUUUAUCUGGUAUUCGACCCGAUAUGCAUACAUUGGGUAUUCUCACCAAUUGUUACUGCCAUUUGGGCCGCUUUGAUUUCGCCUUCUCUCUUCUCGCCAAAAGCCUUAAGCUUGGUUACCCCUUUGAGGGUGAUUGUGUUAUCUUUACUACCUUAAUUAAUGGCUAUAUCCACUGUGAUAAGCUUCCUCAAGCUCUUCAAUUGCUCGAUCAAAUUGUUAAGCUAGGUUUCCAACCCGACAUUGUUACCUAUGGUGCUAUCUUCAAAGGCCUUUGUCGGAUUGGUGACAAUGCUGCUGCCCUCCACUUGCUCAGGAAGAUGCAAUCUAGUCGUCGUCAGCCUGACCUUGUCAUAUAUAGCACCAUCAUUGAUAGUCUUUGUAAGGAUAGGCUGUUAAAAGAGGCCCUCGACCUGUUCACCGCCAUGAAAAGUGAGGGCAUUGUACCUGACGUUAUCACUUAUAGCUCCUUAAUUAGAGGUCUCUACAACUCUGGCUCCAAAGUCGAGGCUAAAGAUGUUUUAGCGGAGAUGUUGGAGUGUAACAUAACACCAGAUGUUACCACCUUCAACAUACUUGUUGACAUGUUUUGCAAAGACGGGAAUGUUGAUGAAGCACAAGCUAUUCUAGACUACAUGAUUGAGAGAGGUGAGAUUCCAAAUGUCAUAACUUACAGUGCUUUACUUGAUGGUUAUUGUUUGCGUGGUCAGAUGGAGGAUGCAGAAAAACUACUUGAUUUGAUGGCCAAGAAUGGUUGUGAGCCUGAUAUUGUAAGUUUUAGCACUAUCAUUAAUGGAUAUUGCAAGGCUAGAAACAUUGACAAAGCACUCUACUUAUUCCAAGAAAUACUUCAAAAAGGAAUGACACCUGAUGUUGUUACCUAUACCACUCUCAUCGAUGGACUAUGCAAAGUUAAUAGACUCCCACUUGCCCGUAAAUUGUUCAAGGAUAUGCAAGGUCAUGGAGUUACUCCUGAUAUUGUUACAUAUGCUUCAUUGCUUGACAACUUAUGCAAAAAUGCGCUACUUGAUGAGGCAAUAGCAUUACUUGAAGAUAUGGAAUAUAAUGGUGUUAAGCCUGAUAUUGUCAUCUACAGUAUCCUAAUGGAUAGUUUGUGUGAGGCUGGGAAAAUUGAAGAUGCAGCCAAUUUCUUCUCCGAUCUUGUAUUGAAGGGUCUACAGCCUAAUGUUAAAACGUACAACAUAUUGAUCAAAGGUUUUUGCAAGAAAAGGCUCAUGAAUGAAGCUGUUGAAUUGUUGACAAUAAUGGAGGAAAUGGGUUGUUAUCCUAAUGAUCGUACCUAUAAUACAAUUAUCAGAGGAUAUAUUGUCAACAAUGACUUAUCAAAUGCAUUCUACUACUCUGACCUUAUGGUUAGCAAGGGAUAUGAAGCUGAAGCUGAUACUUUCUCGUUGUUUAUUGGCCUCUUGUCUUCUGAUAAUUUAAGUGACUCGGCCAAGGACCAGAUAAGGAAAUUCAUCAGAAUGACGGAAGUGAGUGAAAAGACCAACAGUAGAGUUGCUCAGUUAAGUAUUAUGUCCCUUGGCGUGGAAUCAUGGACUGCCGAGAAGUUGACAACCAGAAGUGCAAAAGUUUUGUUGUCUGAAAAGGAGGACAAGUGCCUGCCGGCUCUGAAGCCUGUUCUGACAGGAAUUACAUUUAGUUGUUUUACUGUGCCAUUAUUCGUGGAUAUAUCAGAAAUAGUGAAGCUGCAUGAAGUAUGGUCGAUCCUUGCUAAAAGAAAAAGCAUCACGCUUUUUCACAGUGAAGAAGAAGACUCAAAACUCAACUCAACACUCAACAGUUAUGAAUUUCUGUUGCAGAGCUGCUUCUUCCUUUGCAAUCUUUCAUGGCGGAAAAGAGGUCUCUACAACUCUGGCUCCAAGGUCGAGGCUAAAUAUAUGCUGGCGGAGAUGUUGGAGUGUAAUGUAGCACCAGAUGUUCCCACCUUCAGCAUGCUGGUUGACAUGUUAUGCAAAGAUGGGAAUGUUGAUGAAGCACAAGCUAUUCUAGACUAUAUGAUUGAGAGAGGUGAGGUGCCAGAUGUCAUUACUUACAAUGCUUUACUCGAUGGUUAUUGUUUGCGUGGUCAGAUGGAGGAUGCGGAAAAACUACUUGAUUUGAUGGCCAAGAAUGGUUGUGAGCCUGAUAUUGUAAGUUUCAACACUAUGAUUAAUGGAUACUGCAAGGCUAGAACCAUUGACAAAGCACUCAAUUUAUUCCAAGAAAUACUUGAGAAACGAAUAAUGACACCUGAUGUUGUUACCUAUAAUACUCUCAUUGAUGGACUAUGCAAAGUUAAUAGACUCCCACUUGCGCGUAAAUUGUUCAAGGAUAUGCAAAGUCAUGGAAUUAUUCUUGACAUUUUUACAUAUGCUUCAUUGCUUGACAGCUUAUGCAAAAAAGCGCUACUUGAUGAGGCAAUAGCAUUACUUGAAGAUAUGGAAUAUAAUGGUGUUAAGCCUCAUAUUGUCAUCUACAAUAUCCUAAUGGACAGUUUGUGUGAGGCUGGGCAACUUGAAGAUGCAGCCAAUUUCUUCUCCGAUCUUGUAUUGAAGGGUCUACAGCCUAAUGUUAAAACGUACAACAUAUUGAUCAAAGGUUUUUGCAAGAAAAGGCUCAUGAAUGAAGCUAUUGAAUUGUUGACAAUAAUGGAGGAAAAUGGUUGUUAUCCUAAUGAUCGUACCUAUAAUACAAUUAUCAGAGGAUAUGUUGUCAACAAUGACUUAUCAAAUGCAAUGUACUAUUGUGACCUUAUGGUUAGCAAGGGAUAUGAAGUUGAAGCUGAUACUUUCUCGUUAUUUAUUGGCCUCUUGUCUUCUGAUAACUUAAGUGACUUGGCGAAGGACUGGCUAAGGAAGUUCACCAAAUGAGUUGAAUAAAAACAAUAGAGGGUAAUUAUGACUAAAUUUUGGAGAUAUGCGAGAUCUUAGUAUAGUUGAGACGUACCUCCUUGUUGUUUGUAAUGUUUAAAAUGAUACGAGUCAUGCGUUAGAUUACUUGUGCUUUGGCUUGAGAUUAAGCUUUUAGUUUCUUUGUCUACUUCAUCUCAUGUCCCUGAUGACCAUCUUAUUUCAUGACCUAUAUUUCUGGUCCUUGUGCUGUUUGUUUCUUCAGUGUAUUAAGUUGGAUGUCUGCUGAUAAUAUAUUGUGUUAUGUUUCUAUCAUGGAAGAAGCUGAUGAAGUGUCCUUUCACCGUGUUAUUGUCGAUUACAGUUUCUGUCUUCUUGACAUAUCCAAGUUGGCUAUUUCCCUCAUUAUCAUGUUUACAACCUUAAUCAAUCGCUCUAUCCACGGUAAUGUCCUAUCUCCUAACUGAGAAGACUCCCAUAUUAUAUUGAAUUUCGGAUUGAUCACCUCUUUUUAACUCAUGACUUUGCAGUGCCCUGGUUCGAAGUAACUAAUCUUUGGUCUGUCGCUUCCUGGUGUAGCUAUUAAUUUAUAUCGUUGCUGUUAACUUUUUGUUUGAAAGAAGCUGAUCAUUUUGUUGACAACCGGUCAGUUACUGUUUGAUCUGGUGAUCGGAAAAAUUACGAAAAGCAUGUGACUCUUCCAAGUUCCAACCUGUGAUAAUCAUCAGAAAAGCGGAGUCAUGGUUAAUGGUACACGCCUUAUGUGUAACAAAGAAGUAGAAUCAUUUGAACAGAUCAUUGACGAGAACAGGUGACGGGGAAGAUGAUGUGGUAACUUUUGACCAAACAAUGUGUUAUUGUUUUAGCACAGCAACCCGGAACAACAGCUCUGCAAUUUACCUCGUUUGUCAUUUGAUUGUUUUAGCCUGCCGCUCUGAAGCCUGUUUUGACAGGAAUUACAUUUAGUUGUUUUACUGUGCCAUUAUUCGUGAAUAUAUCAGAAAUAGUGAAGUUCCUAAAAACUGUUAUUAUGAUAAUGUGCCUUUGUUUGGUUGUCAACUAUUAUGAAUUAUUUCGGUCGAAGUAUUGUGUGUAUUUGUCUUUAAUGUUCUUUACUGGAAAGAUAAUUUUGGGCAUCAUAUUUUGCUCUAGCAUUUUUAUACCAGUUGGAUUUGGGGCUAAAUUACUGGCUUUGUUUAGUAGUAUUAUGUAUUUUCUUCUCUGUCCAUUUCUAAAGAACAAUUCUUUUCUUUAAAAAAUUAUAGACUUGUUUUGUUGCCCUCAAA